GUGCUGAAAAAAUGAUAUUAUAAAUUUUAUUAUAAGAAUGAAUUAGUUCUAGUGAUGUGUUUUAGUAUGUGAAUAUGUUUAGAUUUAGGUGGUAUUGUGCUCGAUUGAUUAUCAAAUACUCAUAUAUAUUAAAUAUCUAACUAUUGUGUUUGUACAUGCGCCUGCGCUCAUGUCAAAACAGACAAAGGUUUUGUGUAUAUGUCAGCUGUAAUUUAUAAAAUGGCUAUUUAUUAUUUAUCUUAUAAAUAAUAGUGUAUAUUUGUGAUAUGCAGUGAUAAUUUUAGUGUCAAAACAAUGUUCCCCGAUUCUGGAUACGUUACAUUGCUGCUGUUACUCAUUCCUUGCAUUGAUAGUGCGCGCCGCCUUAGCGAGUACGUGUCGCAUUACGAGCCGCUGCACUACGACUCGGCGCCAGUGCACAGCGAUCACCAACGUGUCCGGCGGUCGGCGGACUUCGAGUCGGAAUCGAGUCGUCUCCGGCUGAGGUUUAAGGCGCACGGGCACGACUUCAGGCUACGGCUGAGGAGGGACCUGAGCGCCUUCAGCGAUCGGCUAGAGGUCCAUGGGCCGGAAGGACUCAUCCAUGGGGUCGACACGUCGCAUGUGUACGAGGGAGAUCUGCAAGGUGACCCCGGCAGCGCCGUGUUCGGGUCGGUGAUCGACGGCGUCUUCGAGGGCAAGAUCAUCUCCAAGUCAAAAGGAACGUUUUACGUUGAAAAGUCGCGACACUACUUCCCAGGGGAAAACAAUGCCAGUUUUCAUUCCGUUAUCUACAACGAGAAAGACGUAGCCGACCCUUAUGAGUCCCUUCGAGAAGGUCAUGUGCCUGGUUGCGGAAUCAACGACGACGUUCUUCAAUGGAUGGAGCAGGUCCAAGCUUCGGGCGUGGACGAUCCGCCUCCAAUUCCAGUGAUACAUCCUAGUAACAAGUAUAAAUUUUUAAAUAAUAAUACGCAAAGUAACGAGAUUCUCAAAAAAGUUCUUAGUCAACGAGACGUGAACACGGAAACGCACAAUAAAUAUUCUAGAGAAGCAAAUGAGGGCCAUUCGAGACACAAAAGGGCCAGUAGGCAUAAGGAGGAUAACAAAAAUACCUGUUCAUUAUUUAUACAAACUGAUCCAUUGAUAUGGAGGCAUAUUCGAGAAGGUUUCGCAGAGCACAAGGAUUACAGCAAAAAGGCAGAAGUUGAUGAAAAGACUCGGGAGGAAAUUUUGUCAUUAAUCGCUCACCAUGUAACGGCUGUGAAUUAUAUAUAUCGUGAUACAAAAUUCGACGGGCGAAUAGAACAUAGAAAUAUCAAAUUUGAAGUCCAACGGAUAAAGAUCGAUGAUGAUUCUGCAUGUGGCUACCCUUUCGCAGGAGAACCUAAUCAAUUCUGCAUGGAGAACAUCGACGUGUCCAAUUUUCUAAAUCUUCAUUCUUUAGGAAAUCACGAAGACUUUUGCCUAGCCUACGUGUUCACCUACCGCGACUUCACUGGUGGCACCCUAGGCCUAGCUUGGGUAGCCUCGGCCAGUGGAGCCUCGGGGGGCAUCUGUGAGAAAUACAAGACAUACACUGAAACAGUCGGAGGAAUGUAUCAAUCGACAAAGAGGUCUUUGAACACGGGGAUUAUCACUUUUGUCAAUUAUAAUAGUCGAGUGCCUCCGAAAGUGUCUCAACUUACACUAGCUCAUGAGAUCGGACAUAAUUUUGGAUCACCGCAUGAUUACCCCCCGGAAUGUCGUCCUGGUGGUGCCAAUGGAAAUUAUAUAAUGUUUGCUAGUGCCACAAGUGGUGACCGACCAAACAAUAGUAAGUUUUCAACGUGUUCCGUGGGCAACAUCUCAAACGUUUUGGACGCCAUCGAGGAUAAUAAGAAGAGAAAUUGUUUCAAAGCAUCUGCUGGUGCCUUCUGCGGAAAUAAGAUUGUGGAAGCUGGGGAAGAAUGCGACUGCGGAUAUGAUGAUGAGGAGUGCACUGAUAAAUGUUGUUAUCCUCGAGUUGUCAGCGAUAUUGAUAGAUUAAAAAAUAGUACCGCCAGUGGAUGUAACAGGAGAGCAAAUACACAAUGCAGUCCAAGCCAAGGACCAUGCUGCCUUAGUGAUACAUGCAGGUUUGUGCCGGCGUCUUUCCGAACAAAAUGCAAAUCAGAAUCUGAUUGUUCUUGGAGCUCAACUUGUAAUGGUUUGUCACCAGAAUGUCCAGCACCCAAACCGAUGGCAAACAAGACACGUUGCAACAAUGGUACCCAGUUGUGUAUAAAUGGAGAGUGUAGUGGUUCUAUAUGUCUUGAAUGGAAUUUAACAGAAUGCUUUUUGACAUCAAGUAUCAUUCCAAAUAUUGAUAAGCGUAAACUAUGUGAAUUGGCAUGUCAAAAUGGAACAGAUCCUGCAACAUGCCGAAGUACAAGUGAAUUUGCUCACCAAGUGGGCUUACCACCCGGUGGCAUCAGUUUGCGUCCAGGUUCCCCUUGUGAUAAUUUUCAGGGUUACUGUGAUGUUUUCUUAAAAUGUCGUGCAGUGGAUGCCGAAGGUCCAUUAGUCAGAUUGAAAAAUAUGCUUUUCAAUAAACAAGUUUUACUCACAUUAGCCCAGUGGGUAACUGAAUAUUGGUACUUUGUAGUCCUAAUGGGGUUAGCAUUUAUUAUAGUAAUGGGUGUGUUCAUCAAAUGUUGCGCUGUCCACACUCCUAGUUCAAAUCCUAAAAAGCCUCCUGCAAGACGAAUUAGUGAAACACUGAGGAGGCCAAUGAAUACAUUAAGAAGGAUGCGGCAUCAACAAGGAGGCGGAGGUCCUCGAAGUGUGCCUGUGAGUGGGCAGAGUGGUGACCGCAGCAGACCAGGAGGAAGGGGGAGAAGUAGGAGUAGGGGCGAAAGUAGCGGCGGUUCCAGGUCGCAUCAACAUAGUAGAGGUGCUCCUACGAGGGGCUACUCAGAAGGGCGGCCCCAGUAUCAUCCAAAAGCAUCGUCGAGCCAUCAUGGCCACGGCCGUUCUAGUCAUUCAGAACCUUAUGCCGGUGCUUAUGGCGACCAACGCAACGCAUAUAAAAUGAGGCAGCAUAAAGUCUGA
Ctenocephalides felis (cat flea) is the source of this 3051-nucleotide messenger RNA. Its product is annotated as disintegrin and metalloproteinase domain-containing protein 10-like. The record is from RefSeq and is a predicted model, not a curated record. Gene Ontology annotation, cellular component: plasma membrane. Bases 295 to 3051 code for a protein of 918 amino acids. Lineage: Eukaryota; Metazoa; Arthropoda; Insecta; Siphonaptera; Pulicidae. The transcript is spliced from 13 exons. Gene Ontology annotation, biological process: membrane protein ectodomain proteolysis; Notch signaling pathway. Gene Ontology annotation, molecular function: metalloendopeptidase activity.